ACCCAGGUCUCUCGCUUACGAGGAAUGGUCAAAAGAGUGAUUAAUGCUAAAAUUGCAUGUCUGGACUUCAGCCUGCAAAAGACGAAAAUGAAGCUGGGUGUUCAGAUUGUUAUCAAUGACCCAGAAAAAUUGGACCAGAUCAGACAGAGAGAGUCUGAUAUCACCAAAGAGAGAAUUCAGAAGAUUCUGGCCACAGGUGCCAAUGUCAUUCUGACUACUGGUGGCAUUGAUGAUAUGUGUCUAAAAUAUUUUGUGGAUGCUGGUGCCAUGGCAGUACGCCGUUGUCUGAAGAAAGACCUCAGACGAAUUGCUAAGGCCAGUGGAGCAACUAUCUGUUCAACACUUGCAAACUUGGAAGGAGAUGAGAGUUUUGAUCCCUCUUUAGUGGGCCAAGCUGAGGAGGUGGUUCAAGAAAGGAUAUGCGAUGAUGAACUGAUACUUGUUAAAAAGAGGAACUGCGAUGACCCCACAGAACAUGUGAACAUCCAAAUGUUGGGCCAGCCUCCUAUUUCUCCUGCACAAAAGCUAUUUAUACGAAAUGUGUUGAAUUGCAAAGAAUGA
This is a messenger RNA of Callorhinchus milii (elephant shark), 561 nucleotides long. Its product is annotated as T-complex protein 1 subunit alpha-like. Lineage: Eukaryota; Metazoa; Chordata; Chondrichthyes; Chimaeriformes; Callorhinchidae. Gene Ontology annotation, biological process: protein folding. The record is from RefSeq and is a predicted model, not a curated record. Bases 25 to 561 code for a protein of 178 amino acids. The transcript is spliced from 5 exons. Gene Ontology annotation, molecular function: ATP binding; ATP-dependent protein folding chaperone. Gene Ontology annotation, cellular component: chaperonin-containing T-complex.